AUGUCAAAGACGAAGUUAACUUCAAGUUAUUUUCAUCAUGCAUCUUCAUUUCAAUUGACCUACCAAACACUUAGUCACAGCUUUGACGAAAUGGCUCGGAAAUAUGCCGAUCACGAAUGUUUUAUUUUUAGAGGUGAACAAAAGCGUUACACAUACAAAACAUUCAAAGCUGAAGUUGAUAAUAUAGCAGCAGCUCUUCUCGAACUGGGCUACGAAAAACACGAUCGUUUUGCCGUUUGGCUUCCCAACACAUCGGAAAACGUAACGAUAUCCUAUGCAGCAUCAAAAUUGGGUUUAAUCAAAGUGAAUAUCAAUCCGGCUUAUAUCGAACUGAAGUCAAUCGACUCACUUUCCAUCUUUCGUCGACUCGUGCCUGAACUUGGUCAACAAUUAUCGGGUCUGAAUGAUCUCUCCGCUAGAGCAGUUCCUACACUGAAACACGUCAUUUUAACCGGCGACCAGACGACUUCAGUACCGGGCACAUAUUCGUACGUGGAUCUACUUAAGCUGGGAGCUCAACUGUCACAUGAUAAAUUAUGCGAACGACAAGCAUCAGUUGAUCCGGACUCUGCGAUUGCAAUCUUCUAUACAUCAGGCACCACAGGUCGUCCUAAGGCAGCGACAUUGACUAAUUUUGGUGUAUUAAAUUUGGUUCGUGCUCAAUGGGACCUUUUGAGCCCAUAUUAUCAGCGCGUUUGUGUUCCCAUUCCAAUGUUUCAUAUUUUCGCAGAGAUUUCAGGUGUUCUCAACGUUGCCGUUGGCAAGUGUCAAGUGAUUUUUCCAGCUGUUCUACCCGAUACUGUGGCAACGAUGCGCGCAAUUCACGAAGAAAAAUGUACAGCAUUAAUUGGAGCACCGAUUAUUUUUCGUGAUAUACUAAUGCAUCCAGAUCGGAAAAAAUACGAUCUUAGCUCCUUAGCGUACGGAGGCACAGGAGCAACGACGUUAGAGUUUGAUUUCUUACGUCAAAUCGAAAGAGAUUUUCCUAUUACACGUAUGGUGCAAGGCUAUGGACUGACUGAGAAUGCUUCUCUACUUACCAGUGGCAUGUGGGCUGGAGAUGAUGAUCCGCGACGACGAUUAGGAUCAUUAGGCCGAUGUAUGCAAGGAAUGGAGAUUAAAAUCGUAGAUCAACAAGGCCAAAUCGUACCCAUUGGUCAACAAGGCGAAGUUUGGGCGAGAGGUUAUUCAAUCAUGCGUGGUUACUACGGCGAUCCCGAGAAGACGGCAGAAACAUUGACACCUGCAGGAUGGCUUAGAACAGGCGAUGAAGCUAACAUGGACGAAGAUGGUUAUCUUUAUUUUAUCGGACGUCAAAAGGAGAUCAUCAUUCGUGGUGGUGUAAAUAUUUAUCCGGUUGAAAUUGAAAAUACGAUCGUUGAACAUCCGAGCGUUAUGCAAGCACAAGUUUUCUCUAUUCCCGAUCGACGAUAUGGUGAAGAGGUGUGCGCUUGGAUCAUAUUGAAACCGAAUGUGCUACAAUGUCGGGCAGAAGAUAUCCAAGAUUUUCUCAAAAACAAGUUAGCUUUCUUCAAGAUACCCAAACAUAUACGAAUUGUCGAUAGAUUCAUUACGACACCGACGGGUAAAGUACAAAAAUUCAAAAUGUCUGAAAUCAUGAUCAAUGAAUUGAAACAAACAACUAGCAAGUUAUAA
Messenger RNA from Adineta ricciae, 1656 nucleotides. The record is from the annotation of a GenBank genome assembly. NCBI's taxonomy places the organism in Eukaryota, Metazoa, Rotifera, Eurotatoria, Adinetida, Adinetidae.